GAGUGCGGAUUAAAAUUAUCAGUCGGCCGACAACGGUUUGAAGUGAUCUAGUUCGUCAGAAAAACACAGACCACGUUUACAAUGCAAUCGCUGGUGGUGUUCUUUGCUCUCGCCGCUGUGGCUUGCGGCUCAAUCAUCCCGUUGGCGCAGCCCGCGCAUCACCCCGCGCUGGUGCUGGACCCACACGGUCGUCCCCUCGACACCGCUGAAGUUAUCAACGCUCGUGCCAUCCACCUGCAGGCUAAGGCCUUGGAACCCGUCGGACAUGUUGCUUACGCACCCUUGGCCCACUCUGCUGUCGUAGCUGCGCCCAUCGCUCACUCCGCAAUCGUCGCCCCUGCAGUAGUCGCCGCUCCUGCUGCUGCUGUGUCCCACCAAUCUCGUGUGGAUGUGCGCACCAGCCCUGCCAUCGUAGCUCACGCUGCUCCCGUUCUUGGUGCUCACUCCCUCGCCGCCCCCUUCUUAGGCUACUCCGCACACGGACUCGCUGGACACAGUCAUUACCUCAAGAAACGAUCCCUGGGACACUUCGCCUACAGCGCACCCAUCAUCGCCCCCUCUGCCGUCUCUCACCAGUCCCGUGUUGAUGUGAUCUCCAGCCCCGCUGUUGUUUCUCACGCCGUGGCCGCCCCAGUGCUGUCUCACGCCGUUGCCGCACCCGUCGUAGCCCACGCUAUUGCCCCUGCUGCGGUCUCUCACCAAUCCCGUGUGGAUGUACGCACCAGCCCCGCUAUCACAGUCGCUGCUGUCGCCCCUGUAGCACACAGUGUCGUCGCUGCCACUCCUCUUGUUUCUGCUCAUUCUUUCGCCUCUCCUUUGUUGGGCUACUCUGCUCACGGUCUUGGACAUCUUCUCAAGAAACGUUCCCUUGGUCAUCUGGUUUACAGCGCUCCCAUCGUUGCCCCUGCUGCCGUCUCACACCAAUCCCGUGUUGAUGUAAUUUCUAGCCCCGCUAUUGUUUCUCACGCUGUAGCGACCCCAGUGUUCUCUCACGCUGUUGCUGCACCCGUUGUAGCUCACGCUAUCGCUCCUGCCGCGGUAUCUCACCAAUCCCGUGUGGAUGUGCGCACUAGCCCCGCUAUUACCAUCGCUGCUGUUGCACCUGUAGCCCACAGUGUCGUCGCUGCUGCUCCCCUCGUCCACUCUGCUCCUUUGGCUCAUGGUGCUGGUCAUUUAGUUCAUAGCUGGUAGAGAGCUAAUCUGGCGAACUAAUAAUAAU
Messenger RNA from Nymphalis io (European peacock), 1219 nucleotides. RefSeq names its product calphotin-like. The transcript has a single exon. NCBI's taxonomy places the organism in Eukaryota, Metazoa, Arthropoda, Insecta, Lepidoptera, Nymphalidae. The record is from RefSeq and is a predicted model, not a curated record. Bases 82 to 1191 code for a protein of 369 amino acids.